This is a messenger RNA of Salarias fasciatus (jewelled blenny), 699 nucleotides long. RefSeq names its product tripartite motif-containing protein 16. Bases 40 to 699 code for a protein of 219 amino acids. The transcript has 5 exons. The record is from RefSeq and is a predicted model, not a curated record. NCBI's taxonomy places the organism in Eukaryota, Metazoa, Chordata, Actinopteri, Blenniiformes, Blenniidae. Gene Ontology annotation, molecular function: protein binding.
CGUCUGAUGCUGAGCACUGCAGCGAGCUCCUGAACAAUCAUGCCCGUUCCCAAGAAAGCAGGAAGAAAAUCCAGCACUGCAGCAGAAGUGAAGCUGCCCCCUUAUGAGCCAAACAUCCCUGAACCGACCACCAGGGCGGACUUCAUGAAGCACUGGUUCCCCCUCACUCUGGACGAUAAGACGGCUCAGAAGCUGCUGUGGAUCUCUGACGGCGGCGCCAAGGUGGCUCGCUCUUCGGACGCCAUCUGUCCGUACCCCAACAGGCCCGAGAGAUACGACCACUCGCCUCAGGUUCUGUGUAAGGAGGGCCUCCUGGGCUGCAGGGGCUACUGGGAGGUGGAGUACGAGGGCUGGGUGGUGGUGGGCGUGGCCUGCGAGAGCGCCCCGAGGAAGGCCCAGGACGGCGCCUGCGGGCUCGGGGAGAACGCCAGCUCCUGGGGGGUCGGCUGGUCCGGAUCCUGCUUCCAGGUGUGGCACAACAGCGAGAACGUGGACAUCCAGAUGCCCCCCGGCUCCACCCUGGGCGUCUACGUGGACCAGCCCGCCGGCGUGCUCAAGUUCCUCCUGGUGGAGGGCGAGGGCGGCGAGAAGGCGGUGCGCCUCAUCCAGAAGUUCAAAGUCAACCUGCAGGAGAAGAUUUACCCCGGAUUCUGGAUCGGCACCAAUUCCUCCUGCCUCCUCCGGAAGAAGGAUCAGUGA